Molecule: messenger RNA, 2211 nt
Organism: Miscanthus lutarioriparius
Lineage: Eukaryota; Viridiplantae; Streptophyta; Magnoliopsida; Poales; Poaceae
Source: the annotation of a GenBank genome assembly
AUGAGCUCAUCCUCGUGGGUUGUCCUCCUCCCCGCUGGGAAGCAGGUCUCAUUGGUUGCACUGCUCGCCUGGAAGCAGAUCCCGCUGGCGAGCCUCCUCCCCGCCUGGCAUGACCCGCCGGCGACGCUGCUCUCCGCCGGUCUCCUUCCUCCUCGACGAGCUCGUCCCCGCGGGUCGUGCUCCUCCUCGCCGGUCUCUUCGUCUUUGUCGCCAGAAGCUCCUCCCCGCCGGUCUCCUCCCAAGAUGACGGGAACAGAGGGUCAAUCUGAAACUGCAAGUGGAACAGAGGGGGCAACUGUCUUGAGAAGGAAUUCAGAUGAUGUGGGAUGGGAGUAUGGGGUUCUUGUUGAUCCAAACAACAAGGACAAUGUGAAGUGCAUACUGUGUGACAAGCAAAUGUUUGGAGGGGUUUAUCGGUUGAAGCAGCAUGUCGCCCAGGAAAGAAAGAAUGCGAAGAAAUGCCAGGGCACGAAGACCACCAAAGAGAAGUUGCUAGAGGCUCAAGAAAAGUGCAAGAAAGCACUAGAUGAAGCAAAAAGGAAGAGGGAGGAGAAGACUGUUCAUGAGCUAGAACUUAGAGAGAAAGUUCAUGUAUCUAGGGUUGGAGGGUUAGAGGAAGUCACUUGUGUUGGAAGUUCAGAGCCUCACAAAUUAGGCCCCAUGGACAAAUGGACAAAAACUAUUGAUCCUACAGCAACCAAAUCUGAAUCUUUGACUCAACAGAAGCUGAACAAGGAACUUUGGAAAGAAAGAUUACAUGAGGUGCAUAAAUAUAUUGCAAGAUGGGCCUAUAACCAUGCAAUACCAUUCAAUGCAUGUGACAAUGAUGAGUUUAAGCAAAUGUGUGAAGCAAUUGGACAAUUUGGGCUUGGAAUUGAACCUCCAACUAUGUUUGACCUGCGAGGAAGAUUGCUGGAAGAAGAAUAUGCAAGAACCAAGAGUUUGCCGCAAGAACGUGAAGCCAAAAAGUUGAAGAAUGGGUGCUCUAUUAUGACCGAUGCUUGGUUCGAUAAGAAGAGGAGAAGCAUAAUGAAUGUGUGCACUAAUUGUGCUGAUGGAACCAGUUUUAUUUCCUCAAAAGAGAUGUCAGAUGUGUCACACACAAGUGAAGUCAUCUUUGAACUAGUGGACAAAGCAAUCGAAGAUAUUGGUCCAAAUGAUGUGGUGCAAGUUAUGACUGACAAUGCUUCUAACAACAUGGGAGCAAAGAAGCUACUGCAUGAGAAGAGACCACAGAUCUUUUGGACCUCUUGUGCAACUCACACAAUCAACUUGAUGCUCCAAGGAAUUGGCAACAUGCCUCAGUUCAAGAAGGUGAUUGACCAAGCAAAGGCAUUCACCAUAUUUGUCUAUGGGCACACAAGAACACUAGAGUGCAUGAGGUACUUCACUAAGGGCAAAGAGAUAGUAAGGCCAGGAGUGACUAGGUUUGCUUCAAACUAUUUGACUUUGAACAGCAUACAAGAGAAGAAGGACCAACUAAGAAAGAUGGUGGUGCAUAGUAGGUGGGACUCAUUGAAGGAUGUGAAAUCAAAGAAGGGAAAAAAUGCCACAGCAACUAUAUUGAAUCCAAACUUUUGGAAGGAUGUGAAGUUGACAUUGGCUGUUUUUGAGCCAUUGUUCAAAGUUCUCCGUUUGGUUGAUGGAGAUGUGAAGCCGUCCAUGGGUUUUGUAUAUGGAGAACUAUUAAAGGCAAAGAGACAGACAUGCAAGAACAAGCUGCCAACAUUGAACUCUAGAAGUAUCAGAAUAGAGAAGGACCAUUUAGCAAGAAGCUUGCAAGGACUUUUGAAAACUUUGAUUAUAAUCCAGGUGCACACUAAGAAGAGAAAUAGGCUUACUACAGAUCGCCUCAACAAGUUAGUCUACAUUCAAUUCAACAACAGGCUGAUUAAUAAGAGAGCAAAGAUCAAGUCAAAGAAAAUUACUGAUGUUCUCUUGUCUAGUGAUAUAACUGAAGCUCAAGGUUUCCUUCAAGAGAAGGGAGAUGAUUGUGCAUUAGUUGUCUUUAGAGAUGAGGAAGAUGAGGAAGAACUCAUGGAAGGUAUAGGGAUACCUUGGUCUGUGCUUGGAGAUGCAGUGGGAGCAGAAGAACAACUAGAGCUGCGUAGAAGUGCAAGGGUGAGAGAGCUCUAUGAAGAAGAGUUUGAGUCCGAAGAAGAAGAGUUUGAUGAAGAUGAGGAUGACUAUGUGAUUGAUGAACCCUACUGA